GCUGAUAAACUCUCAAUAUAGGAGCUGACAAACCGCCCAUAAAACAUAGUGACACUUUCAAGAAGUGAUUAUACAACAAUUUACCUAAUAGUAUGACCCUAUUGCGCGAGUUGCUAUUCCAUCGUGUGAGCUUACAGAUGCUCCUCGUACAUUAUGCUCUUUGAGCUUCCGUGGAAAUGUCCGUGGGGAUUGCUCCGCUUUUCCAUCUCGCUUUCGUCAGAGGUUGUGGCACAGCUACUAGGAGCACUCAUAUGACAACGAUGGGAAAUCAAGAAACUAACGAGAUGGUAAGGGAUUACUGAGUGUGUGUAUAGAUAUCUAAGCAAAUUGUGGUAAUGACUCGUUUUUAGUGGAUGCGUCUGGGAGUAUAAAACCAUGUACUCCUUUCUCUAAUCCGUAUAUACAAUACCAGCAGGUUCUUAAGGCAGUUCGCCGGCUAGAGUUACUUUGAAGCAUAUUAGCAAUUAUGCCUUCCCCUUUACAGUCCUUCCUGCUGUUCGCUCUCUCCUUAACGGCGCGGGCUGUUACUGCUCAAGCACCACCUGUAACUGAGCAGUCAACAGGUUUUAAUUCCACUUUCACUCUAUCAUCAUCCCAAAUCGAGUCGGCGAACUUGUCAACAACAUUGGCUUCUAGCAUUAAUACCGUUGUUAGGUUCGACCGUUCCCAACUCGCCAAUGGCGGUCCCGCAGAGGAUACCUUCUAUAAUCUUCCCCCGCUCUCGAACACAUCCGCGUUGCGCCCUGGGACUCUCCUGAAAGUUCAGGACUUCACUAACACAUCAUCCUUCGUCAUCCCGCCUAACACGGCGCUCUCCCGCAUUCUUUACACAACUACCGACUAUAAUGGAACGGUAAUCCCGGCCUCAGCCUUCAUUCUCUGGCCAUUCUUGCCUAAGAAAUUCCAACAAAGCUCGUCGGGAUACGUCCACAAUAAGACUACCAAGGCGCCCGCGGUUAUUUGGGCCCAUGGGACAUCUGGAUUUUUUGCCCCCCAAGCUCCAUCAACCCAUCGUGCUCUGUGGUAUGGGGAUUCUGCGCCUUUCACCUUGGCCCUAGCGGGUUAUGCGGUUGUCGGCCCUGAUUACGCUGGCCUUGGCAUAUCUAAAUCUUGGGAUGGUAGCGAUAUCCCACACCAGUACUCCCUGUCGCAAACCACGGCGCGCGACUCUUUAUACGCACUCCAGGCAUCCCUAGCUGCAUUUCCUAAUCGCCUUGAUGACCAUUUCGUAUCCUUCGGUCACAGCCAAGGUGGAGGAGUGGCCUGGGGUGUUGCAGAAGUUAUCGCGGCAGAGAAAGAUAACGAAUUCAAGCACUUAGCCAAGGGAUACCUCGGUUCGAUCGCAGGAAGCCCGACAACAGACCUAUUCAACCGCUUAGUACCGCAAUUUAUUCCCUCGUGGGUCGGCUUGGCACUCAGCAGCAUUUUCCCUGACUUCGAGCUCAGCGCAUGGCUAACACCUCUUGGUGUCGCACGCACACAACUAUUCAAAGAAAUAUCUGGCGGUGUCUCAGUUUCAGCCCAACUCUUUCUCUCGAGUGAUAAUUUAAUCCGCGACGACUAUAAGAGCACCUGGUAUGUUGACGCAUAUGCUAGGAUCGCCAAUGCGGGGCGUAAGCCCUUUGCAGGCCCGCUGCUCGUGCUUCAAGGGACUGCGGAUCCGUAUAUCCUGUACAACAUCACGUCCACCACCAUCCAGGAAACGCGCGACGUUUAUCCUGGUGGCGAUUUAGAGUACGUUGUCGUCAAUGGUACGAGCCACGUACCAACACUUGAUGCUACGAGACAGAUCUGGCUUAGGUGGAUUGAAGAAAGAUUUGAAGGGCGACCGCUAGAGAAGACCGGGUAUGCUAGGACGGAUUAUGAGAGUUGGCUGCCCUUGGAGCGCUACCAAAGUACUGGAAACUCGUUCCCCCAAUUUGCUGGGUUGACCGAAUACAGCUAUGAAGCUCCGCUGGGAGCUUAAGGAGCGAGCGAAUAUUCCACCUGUCCUUAUAUUCCAUUUCAUAUUCUCCUAAGUGUUCAUAAAUUCAUUUCUUAUACGAUUGUAUAUAUUAAUUCGUGGUUCAGUUAUAGUGUCAAUAACUCACGGAACCUCGAACCGCCCCUUUGUGCCUUUGUGCAUUAUCUUUAGACGAUUCAUUACCACUUCUGCCAUAUAUUCAUAUAAUCUGCAGCUUUCAAGAUAGGCUUACAUAUGUACUCACGAGUUAUUCCUACUGACGCACUAGCCUACUAUAUAAAUUUUAUACAUGC
This is a messenger RNA of Hypoxylon trugodes, 2256 nucleotides long. RefSeq names its product putative secretory lipase. Gene Ontology annotation, biological process: lipid catabolic process. Gene Ontology annotation, molecular function: triacylglycerol lipase activity. The coding region runs from base 467 to 1966 and encodes 499 amino acids. The transcript has a single exon. The record is from RefSeq and is a predicted model, not a curated record. NCBI's taxonomy places the organism in Eukaryota, Fungi, Ascomycota, Sordariomycetes, Xylariales, Hypoxylaceae.